This is a messenger RNA of Drosophila ananassae, 479 nucleotides long. RefSeq names its product peptidyl-prolyl cis-trans isomerase NIMA-interacting 4. The transcript has 2 exons. NCBI's taxonomy places the organism in Eukaryota, Metazoa, Arthropoda, Insecta, Diptera, Drosophilidae. Bases 68 to 460 code for a protein of 130 amino acids. Gene Ontology annotation, biological process: rRNA processing. Gene Ontology annotation, molecular function: DNA binding; peptidyl-prolyl cis-trans isomerase activity. The record is from RefSeq and is a predicted model, not a curated record.
CUCUUGACUAACACAUGUGUCCUAAAGCAGCUCCGAAUUUAUUGUUUAUUUAAAUUAUUUAUAAAAAAUGCCACCUAAGAAAGAUGCCAAGGGCGGUAAAGAUGCGGGAAAAGGAGGCAAAAAGCCCGCCGCGGAAGACAAAUCUGCCGGCAAGGAGAAAAAGGGAGGCAACGCAGUGAAAGUGCGCCACAUCCUGUGCGAGAAGCAGGGCAAGAUUACCGAAGCAAUGGAGAAGCUGAAGGCCGGCCAGAAGUUUCCGGAAGUUGCUGCCGCCUACAGCGAGGACAAGGCUCGACAGGGAGGCGAUCUCGGCUGGCAGAUUCGUGGGGCUAUGGUUGGCCCGUUCCAGGAUGCAGCUUUCGCCCUGCCCAUCUCUACCGUCAACAACCCCGUGUAUACAGACCCUCCGAUCAAGACUAAGUUUGGCUACCACAUCAUAAUGGUGGAAGGAAAGAAAUAGAUCUGAUUUUAUAAACCAA